Molecule: messenger RNA, 2787 nt
Organism: Owenia fusiformis
Lineage: Eukaryota; Metazoa; Annelida; Polychaeta; Sabellida; Oweniidae
Source: the annotation of a GenBank genome assembly
GAGACGAGUAGUUUGCUUUGUUUAUGCGGGUUCUCCUGAUAACGUUUUGAUUGGUCAAUCAGCCUGAAGUCACACGUCAUGUCCAUGCGAUCUUGCUUAUCAAUACUUAGCGACAGCGUAGGAAUUAUGGAAAUCUUGAAACCUCUGAAUAACCGCUGAAUCAUAAUAUCAAUGGUGAGGCAUUAGAUUAUACAAGGCAGUGAUAAUUCAAGAUUAGACCCGGAACCAAACUUGACACUUUAUCACCCCCUAUAGUAUUACCAUGGAGAAAAAGAAAUAUCGCUGGAUCAUUUGUGGAGCUGCAUUUUUCUGCCAGGCACUUGUGAGCGCUAUCGGGAACAAUGUAUUUCUGUUUAAUGUAAUGUUUCUGGAAGCAUUUUACCAGAGCAAGGCAGAUACAGCAUGGGCUGGAUCAAUCCUAUGGUUUACAAUGGCUCUUUUCUCACCAAUAGCUGGAAUAGUUGUAAAGAAGUUUAGCUGCAGGGUGUGUGUCAUGUUGGGUGGCUUAUUGAUGUGCGUUGGCCUCACUGUCAGUGCAUUCACCAGAACUCUCACAAUGCAGUAUCUCACAUUUGGUGUUAUUACUGGUGCUGGUAUGGGACUGAGUUUCACCCCAACAUUUGUAAUCAUUGCGGCAUACUUUGAUGAGCAACAGACACUUGCGACAGGAAUUGCAGCCUCUGGUAGCGGCAUGGGAGGCCUGGCCUUCUCCUUUAUCAUAUCGGCCCUGAAAGACCACUAUGGAUGGCGUGGAGCUUUUCUUUUCUUAGGGGCAUUAGUAUUCAAUGUAACGCUUUGUGGAGCAUUAAUGAAACCACUCCCUACUAGUCAGAAGAAAAAUAGCUCAAGUAUUAAUUUAAAAGUGCUAGUGGACCCUAUUUAUAUCAUACUAGGUUUUGCAACGUUUUUAUGGGGCUUAAGCCGAGGGAUAACACUUCUUCACUUAAUAGCAUUUGCCAUCAACCAAGGAAUGUCCUCCAUCCAAGCAACACUUAUUGCAUCCUUUGUAUCAGUUGGAAGUAUUAUUGGUAGACUUAUUAUUGGAGUGAUAGGAAAUUUGAAAAAUAUGGACCGAUCAAUUUUGUAUUGUGGAUCAUUUGCAGUUUCUGCCAUAAUAAUGGCCUUAUUGCCGACCCUGGGAAAAAUGUUUUGGGGACAGAUAUUACAAGCAGUAUUGUUUGGUGCUAUAAGUAAUGUUUUCUUCGUCUUGAUGGCCCCUAUAGCUGUUGACAUAUUGGGCAUUGAGAAUCUUUCUAUAAGCUUUGGAGUGCUGAUGGUUGUGCUGGGGACAGGAAGCAUGACAGGGCCACCUAUAGGAGGAUGGCUCUUUGAUCAGACACUUUCCUAUUCAAAGACAUUCUACACCUCAAGUGCCUUAGCAGUAAUAUCCAGCAUUGUAGGAGCAGUGGUGCCUAUCAUGCGUAGAAGAAAGAGACUCAAGGAAGCUUUACAAAAGAGUAUUGUAAAGUCACGGAUCUCAAUGGAAAACAUUUCUAAACAAUCUCCACAACAUGAAUCUAGUGAAACUGAAAAAAUGUUAACCUCUGCUGAUAAUGCGAAAGUUGAUAUUGUGAGCGAGAAUAUUUCUUGAAUGUAGUGCAAUAAUUCAAUGUGUUAAUUUAGUUAUUUGAAAACUCAAAUGAAGUCAAAGUACUAAAACUUCAGUGCAAAUAUAAUACUCUAAUCAAGAGAAGAUUUAGUCUUUGGCCAAGACCCUAUUCCCCCCAUCUCUCUUUCCUCAGACCCGAGUAGGAGAUUAUGAAGGAAGUUGGGGGCUACAGUGUCUUGAUGAGGCUAGACGACAACAUGUAAAGGGAAUAGGUUUCUUUUGGCCUAGGACAUGAUGGCUGCCCCCUCCACAGUAACAACAAUAAGCUUAGGUACCUAAACAUAUUAUCCAUAUCAUUGGAAAGACCAUUCAAUUCUGGAUAAAAUGUGGAGCGAAUGUGACAGGCAUUAAGAUGAUGUAAUCAGACAGUACUACUUCAUUUCAGCACUUCAGUGUCUUCUUUAAUUUGGUGAUUCUUAAUCAAUUUACAGUAUUUGAAAAUCUGAGCCCAAUUAUAUUGACGUUUCAAAAACUGUCCACGCUUGGUGACUCUUUUGCGUAAGGUAUUAAAGUUGUGACUGGUUAGGUUGUUCAAGUUGGUUGUCAUACAGUGUUCACCCUAACCCAAAAUUGAAGGGUCUUUUCAAUGAUACAAUGCAUGUAUGGCUCUCUAUGGUACAAGUAGCUAGGUCAUAUGCUGUGAAAGAAGCAGUCAACACUUGGUGCUCUGUACAUGAUAUGUGUCUGGAUUGCUGAAAUUAUUUCAGUUAAUGUAAUUUUAGUCAGUUUAAGUGGCAAAAAUGGGGACCAGGUAAGAAUUGCUUCCUUAAAAGUCGUAAAUAUGGAUGCACAAGUGCCAAGAGCAUUUUACUAAUCUUAAUGCUUAAUUUUGUAAAAGUAGCUUGUAAUAAGUAUUGAUCAGUUCUACUCAUUUUAAAACAUAAUUUUUGUUGAUUGGAUCAAAAUGAUCAAUAUACGGUAAAUCGUAAUAAAUGUCAGUAGUAUUACAUGUAUUAUAUUCCAUGCUCACACAUGUCACACACUUACAUAUGUAGAUGUGAGGCAAUGCAUACCUCAUUAAAAACCACUUGAAAGUUAUUUUAAAAACACAGGAAUGUGUAAAUCUGAAACAAAUAAAUAAUUGAACACCAAGAUUAUGUGUUGUAUGAAUCAUUCAUGAAAUUUGGUUGGAAAUACCUGUACAAUCAUUCAGGUAGAGGGCAAGGAGGAUUGGCUCC